ACCAAGCUGGUGAAGAAGGCCAUGGCUAUGUUGAUGGCUGAAAAGGAGCAGAAGGUGAUUGACAGAGAAAGCACACUGAGUGAACGAGUCCCAGCACUCAACCUCUCUGGGCUGUCUAUACAGGACCUGCAGACUCUUUGUAAAGAACUGCACCAGAAAAUUGAUGUUGUUGAUGAAGAGCGGUACGACAUCGCAAUGAAAGUCUCCAAAAGUGACGCAGAGAUUGAAAAUCUGACCAUGAAGAUCAUUGAGCUGAAGGGCAAGAAGCGACCUCAGCUGAAGAGGGUGAGAGUAUCAGCUGAAGCCAUGAUGGGGGCCCUGCUGGGAGCCAAGAUCAAAGAGUCUGUCGACUUCAAGGCCAACCUCAAGACUGUCAAGAAGGAAGAGGAGAAGAAAGAGGAGGUGAGUGAUUGGCGUAAGAAUGUGGAUGCCAUGUCUGGCAUGGAGGGCAGAAAGAAGAUGUUCACUGCUUCCUAA
Oncorhynchus masou masou (cherry salmon) is the source of this 477-nucleotide messenger RNA. RefSeq names its product troponin I, slow skeletal muscle-like. Bases 22 to 477 code for a protein of 151 amino acids. Gene Ontology annotation, biological process: cardiac muscle contraction; skeletal muscle contraction. The record is from RefSeq and is a predicted model, not a curated record. Gene Ontology annotation, cellular component: troponin complex. The transcript is spliced from 4 exons. NCBI's taxonomy places the organism in Eukaryota, Metazoa, Chordata, Actinopteri, Salmoniformes, Salmonidae.